This is a messenger RNA of Bolinopsis microptera, 1670 nucleotides long. RefSeq lists its product as uncharacterized. The transcript has 8 exons. NCBI's taxonomy places the organism in Eukaryota, Metazoa, Ctenophora, Tentaculata, Lobata, Bolinopsidae. The record is from RefSeq and is a predicted model, not a curated record. Bases 15 to 842 code for a protein of 275 amino acids.
AAAUAAUUUGAGGGAUGGUCUGUAUCCACGCGUUCACGCUCACAUUGUUGGCAUGCCUGGUGGUGUUGGUUGUAUCGGACGAGUCUUGUACUGAUCUCUACCCGAGAAGCUGCAAGAAAUGGGAGAAAAAGGGCUUCUGUGAAAUUGAAAAACACAGACCAGCAUUGCGGGAGAAGUGCAGGAGGACCUGCAACUUUUGUGCAGUUUCCAGAUGUUUUGAUCUGGUGAAGACAGAUAAGUGUGAAGAGUGGCUGAACCUGGGUCUCUGUGAGGAGGGAAAAGUUAGUGAGAUGUGUUCCAUGACUUGCGGAUCUUGCAGUUCUGACGAUGACCAAAAGUGCCCGACCCUAUCGAUCAGAAACGGUCGUUUUCCUUCUAUAGAAGAAGCAUAUUCAAAGCAGAAGGGCAACUUACGUGUUGAUAUAAGUGGAGUAAUCACAGCCGGAACUGAGGUUCGGAUAGAGUGUGACACCGGAUUCCAACUGAUGGGAAGUAGCCAAGUUCAGUGCCUUGAGAACGGCCAAUAUGACGGAGAACUUGGUGUUUGCAUCAGGGAUAACGAAUGCGAAGUGCCUACCUACGGACAUACAUACAACAAGUUGGACAGAUACUUCCUUGUCAGUGAGCCUAUGGGUCUUGAAAAGAACACAGUUUCUCCUGGAACCUACGCUAUCUUGGUUUGUCAGAACGGACGAAAACAACAGAGUUUCUGCUCAAGUUUUGGAACCUGGUUGCCUCCUAUCAGGGACUGUGACGACGAAUCCGCGGAAUGGAGUCGUUGGUACGAGCUGAAUACAAUCAGCAAGCGUCAUCACCUGGCCGGAUCUAUGGAUAUGGAGUAGGGAACCCAAUACAGGAUACAGGAUACAGGAUACACCGGAGUAGUUAUGGUCGGAUGGAGUAGGUAACAACUCCAGUUUCUGAGCGAUCUGAAUUUCUUUUUAUGCCUCGAAUAGUGCUAAGCGAUCUUUGCUUAAAAGUGCUACAUAACCCAAAUAACUAUAAGCAAAGAAGUGUAAAAAUUAAACCUCGAAUAUACAGUUGAUCAAAGAAUGAGAAAUAAAGAUAUUAUUAAGCGUAAUGUAUAAGUGGAAAGUUAUAAAAUUAAAACGUCAUUCAUUAUUUAAACAACUCUUCAAUCUAGUUUAUUUAGCAAAUUCCCAAUAAUAAAUUGUAGUGACUGACUCUCAGACAUAGAUGAUAAUCUAGAGAUUUAUUAGUGCUUUUUUAUUAUUCCUGUUUUUACUUUGUUAUAUCUUCUAAGUCGACCCCUUGCAAUUUUUGAUACGAUGAUUCUUGACUUGAAAGUUGAUGAUACAUUUAAAUUUGAGCCAUUAUUGUUAUUUAAAUCUUGCGUUAAAUAUUUUUAUUGUAAAAUAUGGGAUUCUAUCUGAUGACAUUGAUGUAUGAUUAUGCUAUAUUUUCUUUUUUAUUCUAUGAAUGUUACCGUUUCAAUCUCAAUGUGAAUAUGAGACGCCUAAUGCACCGGAAAAAGAUUUGCUAUGAAAUUUGCAAAGGCAGCUCGUGAGGGCGUCCGGCCGGUGACACCCUAAAAGUACGACCUGAUCACCUGAUGUCUGAAGAAAAGAAAAUUGUUUGCUUUAGUGAAUUAGUGGUGAGGCUCUUUUCUUUACUUUUCAGUAUUUUGCUUGUUAAACUUACAGUCCGUA